AUGAUCCGCACGAGUCUUCCACCCAACCUUGAAACGAGCAAAUCCAAGCAGAAGCAGAAAGACGUUCCUCCAGAUCAUCACCGAGCACGCAAGCUCUCUGGCAUGAGAUGGGACGAGCCCCGAGAACGCCAGAUCUUGCUGAACUUCAGCCGGAGCAUUGGCAGAGAUCCGUCUCCUACGCCGUCGGCCGGGAGUGGAUCUGGUCGGCGUUCGAAGUGGACAGCCUAUCAUUUGAGCAAGCUCAACGAUGGUCAGCCCGAAGCCCAAGACGAAGAUGACCACACCGCGAACGACAUGAAAAACGCCGCUAGCGAUGCACCCAACUCAACCAGCCCACAAGAUGGAGCCAUGACUGUGACCGACGAAGGGGACCAAGAAAUCGCAACGGCAGCCAUCCUCUUCAAUCGGCAUAAUCCAGCUCAUCCGUAUUGCCAAGUUGCGGUGCAGCAGCUGGUCGAACAGAUCUUCUCCGACGACCAUUUCGACGCGGCUGUGGCGAUGCGCACGGCGAGGAUGGCGGAGAAGCUGGUCGGGUUUGGACUGGACAAGAACAAGACGUAUGUGGUCACCGCGGACCUGAUGGAGUCCGCUCGUCACGCCAAAGCCAGUCGACAGGGUCGAACCCUGGUUGAUGAGAUGACGCUGCAUGCCUUCCUCGAAGACGUCAAGGCUGGUGUACCCGAUCCACUGAUCGGCGACACUCUGCGCAAAUGGCAGCGAGAUCUGGAGAUGCAGAUGACGGGAGUCGAGACGGCUGAAGAUCCGUCAGCACCACCGCCGCCGCAGCUUGCAUCUCCCGUCUCCAUCCAGUCGUCGAGAAGAUCAACAAACGAGGCCUGUACUGCGGCCGACGUCCAGCAAGACGUCGCAGAUGCGGUUGUCUUCGACGAUGCAGAGGCAGACGCUGAUGCCGAACCUGAUUCUGAAGCUGACGAGGAUGGCCUUUUCGUUUACGAUUCGCACAACCGGAAUGACGGAGAGUCGACCUUCGGCCAGGACAAUGUGGCCGACCUCUUCACCAUGUCGGGGGCUUUGCCUGAUAGUCCAUCCCCUGAGCCUUCGUUGAACGGACGUGCCAUGCACGACCCUCCCUUGGUGGAACAUCCCAUGCCUAAUCUCUCUCUGCCUGUCCGACAGAAGCUGCCCACAGUCAUGGUGUCGCCGCCGACUCCCCAAGAAGUCCAGAUGCAGGACGACGCUGAACACGAAGCAGGACGAUUAGGGCCCAGAUCUGCAUCAACUCCUCGCAACGACAUCGCUGCUAUGCAUGCCCACAGACAGCAACGACGCAGUGCUCAGUUCUCCGAUCGAUUCUCCAACCCAUUGCAAGUCUUCAUCUACCAUGCUCAUCAGGCUCUCGGGAAAAAGUGCACGCCCAAGAGGUCGAAGCCCCAUAUCACCGCUCGGGCGGAGGCAAUCUGGUCACAGCUUGGUGAUGUCGAACGACACGACUGGAAUCGGUUGUGCUUGCAGCUCCAGUCUGAAGACAGUAUGCCCCUUGACUCAGCCGUCGGCGUGGAUCUGCUCGAGCGACAAGCGCUGUUGGACCAGUUGAAAGAGCUGACCGAGGACAAUCACGUCGGCCAAUCUCCACAGCUCAAGGCGAAAGUUGAUCCUGAGCCACGUCAAGGUGCCAAGAGACCCCUGGAGCCGGACGAGCCUGUGCAAGUCUUCGACUACUCCCAGCCUAUUCCCCGCGGUCCAGGACGAAAGCGUUCUGGGAGAAGCCGGGCUAGCAUGAGCUCAUCGAGGUCGUCGACGGCCAAAGGACGGCAGAAGUGGAAGAAACAGCGCCAGUUAGGGACGCCCAGCGGCGCCUCAGGACAGAAGCACCGACAAGGCACGCCAGCGUGCUCAAAGCCCAUCACGCUCAGGUGCGACGACGAGAGCAUCAAUGCCAGUCGAAUUGCCUUCAUCAUCGGCACACCGGACUCGCCGAUCCAAUUCAUCGAUGCGGUCGACUUCGUGCACCUCUGCAAGGCCAAAUUCGGAGACGCUCUCGAGCCCGGUCGAUGUGGCCAACUGUUCCCCCACGUAUGGUCUGCUCAGUUCAAGGACCCUACCGCCGCCAAAGGCCUGCUCCACGACGGCGUCUCUCUCCUCCACAGAGGCGUCCACCUCACCGGCGAAGCCUUCCCUCAAGCGACCCGACUCCUGGAAUGCUGCCUCUCCUCCACGGGAAUCACCCCCGGCGAGGUCGCCUACGCCGUGGUCGCCGCUUUCCCUCGGGAGUCCUGCAGCUUGUUCCGUUUUCCAAACGAUCGUUUCGUCCUCGUCUUCUCGACGCCGAGAUUCAUCUUCCGGUUGUACGUCCCCGUGUUGUCGAAGACUGGCAAGGUCAAGGCGCACGUUCGAUUCCAACCCUUGGGUUCGGGGGAUGUUUGUAGGGCGUGUGGGAUCGUUCAUGCGGAUGUUUGUCCCGGUGGAGCGAGGGUGUUGUUGCCGAGGAUCGUUCGUAGUUCGUAG
This is a messenger RNA of Zasmidium cellare ATCC 36951, 2466 nucleotides long. RefSeq lists its product as uncharacterized. The record is from RefSeq and is a predicted model, not a curated record. The transcript has a single exon. The coding region runs from base 1 to 2466 and encodes 821 amino acids. NCBI's taxonomy places the organism in Eukaryota, Fungi, Ascomycota, Dothideomycetes, Mycosphaerellales, Mycosphaerellaceae.